ACUCGAGAACGAGGCUUGUUACAGGUCGAAAAAGCAAGAAGAAGGCAAACAGAACAUCCGACACCAAAACGUUGAAUGUUAUCCGCUGAAUUAUGGAAUUGCUGGCCAUGUACAGCGAUGGAGAUCGAUCAGAUUCUCCCGAACAAAACAGUGAUGUCGGUGAAAAGGAUGUUAGCCCACCUCGGGUGCAACCAUCAUUCACUCCUGACUUGCAGGCUGAAUGGGAAUCGUUUGAGAAGCUCAUUUCAGCUGGACACGAGAGUGUGAAACCAGUUCUUCACCAGCAUGGGACACUUGACGCUCAGAACGUGGCUGGUGUGUGCGAAGCGAAAGAGGCGGCGACCACUUUGAGCCGAUGUGUCGACAGUGUUGCUGUUAAAGGUGACGGUGCUAUUGGAACCAGUGAGAAGCCAACAGACUAUGUACCACUCAAGAUAGGGGUAAGCUCUACCUCGGGUACCCAGUCUCCAUGGAGUGCAAGCAGUAAUCCAGAAUCUGAUAACCUAACAGAGGCGAAAAAACAGCCUGACGAGGAAAUAAAAGUAUCAUCGAGGUCCUCCAGUAAAUCCCCGGAGGCACAUUCUCGCAGCAUGUCUCCUGCAGACGACAAAGGUGCCGAGAAAGCCAGCCGCCUCUGCCGCUCUCGGAGUAGUACUCCGGGCCACAGCUCUCGCAGUCACUCAGGAAGUGAUUCUGCACAAUCGAGGAGUUCGUCCCGUGAACGAAGUCGUACUCGAAAGUCACGAUCUCACUCCAGAAGUCGGUCCAGAUCAAAAUCAAGAUCACCCUACCGGUCAGCUCGCACUUCCCGCCAUCGACGUAAGAAGCAUAGCUUUAGGUCAAAGUCACGGUCGCACUCUAGGAGCCGGCGCUACCGCAGGUCCCGCUCACCUCACAAAAGAAGCAAACAUCGGCGCCGAAGUCGUUCUCGAGAGCAAUACCGAUCAAAAGAGAAACGGCGGUCACGCUCUAGGGAUCGGUUUGGACGGAGCACUCGCGGAAGAGACUACUACAAAGAGCGCAGCAGCCCACCAUCGAGGCGCAAGAGUCGAAGUCGGGACAGGAGUCGAGAGAGAAGUCGUGAUCGGAGUCGCGACAGGAGCCGAGAUAGGAGUCGCGACAGGAGUCGAGAUAGGAGUCGUGACCGAGAGUCACACCGCGGCAACAGUUCACGGGAUCAUACUCGCCGUGAUCACAGAGACAGCACGUCGGGACGCAGCAAAGAGAAGCAAUUGAACUUUAAGGAACAGAUGCGACAGGGCCUACUUAAAGCCAGUAAAAUGUGGACUGAAUCGAACGGAUCAUUCAGCGAAUUCAUUGAGGAGAAGAAAGCAGAGCCCUCAACGGAAACCCCAAAUAGCCUAAACACAGCCAUCCUAAACAACCUGGCAGCAGUGCAGAAUUCUACAGUGACACCUCAAGUGGCCCUACUUCAAACGAUGGCUGCCAUGAACAAAAAGGCCCAAGAGAUGACUGGAAUCGCUGUGCCCAAGUAUUAUAACCCCGCUGCUGUAAAUCCCUUGAAAUACGCUGAGCAAGUACAGAAGAGGAAAUUACUGUGGUCCCGCACACCGAAAGACAAAGUGAAGGGGCCCGAGAGCCAGUGGGAGGGCACUCACUUCUCCACAGAUCAGGAUGGCAAGAUGGCAGCCAAGUUCCGUAAGCUGAUGGGUAUGAAGCCAGAGGAAGGUUGCAGUGAUGGUCAGCAGGGGUCACAGGGACCGUCAGCAUCAGCUACACAUAGCAGUGCUAGCAGUGGCAGUGGUGGAGCCACCAGCGAUGACCGCAAGAAGCAACAGGAGGAGCUGUUCACUCGGCUGGACAAGGAAUAUGAGUUUGCUCGGAUGACCACCCACACACACCGCGGGGUUGGGCUUGGCUUCCAGUCGCAGAACUUCUACCAGCACUGAUCCUGAUUGUGGUCACGGUGGUUAUCAUAGUCAUCAUCGUCAUUCUUGUCGUAUAUUGUCGACAGCAGCAACAACAGUAGUAGUAGUAGCAGCAGCAGCAGCAACAACAAAAACAGCAGCAAAACCCUGCAACUCUUGCACCACAGAGUAACUUGCACUGUUUUCUGCAUAUGCAUUUUUGCCCUCACUUCUUCCAAAUCUCCUUCCUCUUCCACUUCGAUGAACUCUUCAUCCUCAAUUGAGAGAUAGCGUGUUUGGCUUCUUUUUUUUUUUUUUGUUCUAUUUAAAUUAAGUUUUUAUUGUUUAUUUUCUUUGUUGAUUAAUUUUACUCCAACUCUCUGCUGUUCAUCCCAAAUUUGAUAAAACAAAAUCCAUAGCCAAAGGACUUGGAUCAGUUUUAAAUCAUCUGCUACCCCUUUCUUUCUUUCUCAAAAUUUUGCUUCCUUUUCUUCUAUUAAACUCUUUAGCAUUUAAACUGGCUCUAUCCAGCCCAAAUAUUCUACCUACUCUGCAUUAAACCUGGCCAGAUUCAGCUCCUUGCACCUACCUACACCUUCUUAACCCUUUAGUAUUUAAUCUGGCCAUAUCCGGCCUGAAUAUUCUACCUGUUUUGUCUUAAAGCCAACCAUAUCCAACCUCUUGCACCUACCCUACAAUGUCAUUCUAAAACUAUGCAAACACACCAUUGAAAUCUUGAAGAUACAAGAUCUCUCUGUCUGCUCAGUCGAAGUCGACUCUUGGUCACUCGUUGGAUCAGUGUCCU
Molecule: messenger RNA, 2673 nt
Organism: Octopus sinensis (East Asian common octopus)
Lineage: Eukaryota; Metazoa; Mollusca; Cephalopoda; Octopoda; Octopodidae
Product: arginine/serine-rich coiled-coil protein 2
Exons: 10
Coding region: 93-1910 (605 amino acids)
Source: RefSeq, a predicted model, not a curated record